AUGCCGGACUUACACAGCCUCCCCGCCAAUUGGCUUCCUGAGAAAGCAAUUCGCAACAAUGGGCCCGAUAACCUUGCUUUGGAGCGUUACAAACUUCGAGAACUUGCGGAAGGAUGGCCAUGCUACCGAGAUGCAUGCGAAUGGGAGAAUCUCCUCUCUAUCUUCCACCCAGAUGCUUAUAUCUACACAACUUGGACGGGUCGGACACACCACAAAGACUUUGUCGAAGUCUCCAAAGCGGGCAUGGAUAAGGGGGCCUUCAUCAUGCACCGAAUCCACGGUUCCACUACAGAUAUUAACCCGGAAGGUACCCGUGCAGUCACCAAGAUGAAGGCAACCAUCACACAGAGAUUCACUAUCGACGGUUGUGAUGUUGAUGCAGAGAGUGACUGUCGCUUCUGCUUCUUCUUUCAGAAAGAACCAUCCCCCCAGUCUGGUGAACCUGGGAAUUGGCUUGCCAGAUUUGUCCGCCACUGGUACGAAAAGGAUAAACUUAUCCCUGUCGAUCCGCGGAAAAUUCCGCAUAUUGACGACGAAAAAUUGAACAAAUUUCCGAUCGGGUACAGAUAUUUAGCCUACUGUCAGGAGGAGACGAUGAAUGUGAAGAUUAUGCUGGAUAUGCCUGGUCACCGGCGUGAGGGUUCUAAUCCAUGUGGCAAAAAGCAUGACCUCCUCUACAUUCAAUGCAGAGACUGGCUGAAUGGUGAAAAUAUCGAGAUUUAG
Messenger RNA from Penicillium daleae, 723 nucleotides. RefSeq lists its product as uncharacterized. The record is from RefSeq and is a predicted model, not a curated record. The transcript has 2 exons. The coding region runs from base 1 to 723 and encodes 240 amino acids. Lineage: Eukaryota; Fungi; Ascomycota; Eurotiomycetes; Eurotiales; Aspergillaceae.